CUCAUUGUACAGGUUUUAGGAAGCAAGCCAGCACUUCCAGAGUGCGAUGAUGAUGAUGAUGAACGGGCCGAUAUUACAAACAGGAGAAGUGCUAAACUAUAUAUGGUGUCAGAUGCAAGUGGAUCCAUGAAGGUGUCCAUGGUAGCAGAGGAAAACCCCUUCUCCAUGGCUAUGCUUUUGUCUGAGGAGUGCUUCAUUUUGGACAACGGUGCUGCAAGGAAGAUCUUUGUGUGGAAAGGCAAAGAUGCUAACCCACAAGAGAGAAAAGCUGCCAUGAAGAAUGCUGAACAAUUCAUAAAGCAGAUGAAUUAUCCUGCCAACACACAGAUUCAAGUCCUUCCGGAAGGAGGUGAAACGCCAAUUUUCAAACAGUUUUUCAAAGACUGGAAGGAUAAAGAUCAAAGUGAUGGCUUUGGCAAAGUGUAUGUCACAGAGAGAGUGGCUAAAAUUGAGCAGAUUGAAUUUGAUGCUACCAAGUUACAUGAGUCUCCACAAAUGGCUGCCCAGCAUAACAUGGUAGAUGAUGGUUCAGGGAAAGUAGAGAUCUGGCGUGUGGAAAGCAGUGGCAGAGUCCCCGUGGAACCUGAGACGUAUGGACAGUUCUAUGGUGGUGACUGCUACAUUAUCCUCUACACUUACCCUAAAGGGCAGAUCAUCUACACAUGGCAAGGAGCCAAUAGUACAAAAGAUGAACUGACUGCAUCUGCAUUUCUGACUGUUCAGCUGGAUCGGUUAUUGAAUGAUCAGGCUGUGCAGGUCCGAGUCAGCCAAGGCAAAGAGCCCGCACAUUUACUGAGCUUGUUCAAAAACAAACCGCUUACUGUCUACAAGGAUGGGACAUCCAAGAAGGGAGGUCAGAAACCUGCUCCACCCACACGACUCUUCCAAAUCCGCAGGAACCUGGCAGCCAUUACCAGGAUUGCGGAGGUUGAUGUGGACGCAAUGUCACUAAACUCCAACGAUGUCUUCGUUCUGAAACUGCCAAACAACUCUGGCUACACCUGGGUAGGAAAAGGAGCGAACAAAGAAGAGGAACAAGGAGCUCAAUACAUUGCCAGCAUUCUUAAAUGCCAGACUGCUAAGAUUAAUGAAGGCCAGGAACCCGAGGAAUUCUGGAAAGCACUUGGAGGUAAAAAAAACUAUCAGACUUCAUCACAACUCCUGACAAAGGCUGUGGAUCAUCCCCCUCGCCUGUAUGGUUGUUCUAAUAAGACUGGCAGAUUUAUUAUUGAGGAGGUCCCAGGAGAAUUCACUCAGGAUGAUUUGGCUGAAGACGAUGUCAUGUUGCUGGAUGCUUGGGAGCAGGUUUUUGUCUGGAUUGGGAAGGAUGCUAAUGAAACUGAGCGUCAGGAAUCCGUAAAAUCUGCCAAACGCUAUAUUGACACGGAUCCUUCUGGCAGAGAUAAGGGGACCCCCAUUGUAAUCGUGAAGCAGGGGCACGAACCCCCAACAUUCACCGGCUGGUUCCUGGCUUGGGACUCCAACAAAUGGAAGAACUGAUCUGUCCAAGGAGGCUUCAGCUUCAAGCCAAAGAAUGAUCAGAGCCCAGCUAUUUUCUAGUAUUUUUAAGCGUAAGCUUGUGCAACAAUAUGCUGCAUCUGUUGUUACACUUUUCCGAGCUUUGAUAUAUUU
Messenger RNA from Mesitornis unicolor (brown roatelo), 1632 nucleotides. RefSeq names its product scinderin (gene SCIN). Gene Ontology annotation, molecular function: actin filament binding; phosphatidylinositol-4,5-bisphosphate binding. The transcript is spliced from 12 exons. Gene Ontology annotation, biological process: actin filament severing; actin polymerization or depolymerization; barbed-end actin filament capping. The record is from RefSeq and is a predicted model, not a curated record. Lineage: Eukaryota; Metazoa; Chordata; Aves; Mesitornithiformes; Mesitornithidae. Gene Ontology annotation, cellular component: actin cytoskeleton; cytoplasm. The annotation marks the transcript as partial.